GGAAUGAAGGAGGCAGCGGGCAGGCGCGAUGAUGGCGGCCGGGAAGCCGCGGGGCGGCGCGCAGAGGAAGCCGAGCCGGCGGCGCGAAGGAAAUAAGAAUCCAGAUGCUCUGAAGAAUGAAGACGCUGCUCAAAGGAGAGCAGCUCUGGAGGCUGCUGUAAGAAAGAAGAUUGAAUUUGAGAAAAAAGCAUUGAAUAUUGUUGAACAACUCCUGGAAGAGAACAUUACUGAAGAGUUCCUCCUGAAUUCUGGAAAAUGUAUUACUCCAUCUCACUAUAAAGACAUUGUUGAUGAACGGUCUAUCAUCAAACUAUGUGGUUAUCCUCUAUGUCAAAAUAAACUGGAAAAUGUGCUGAAACAGAAGUACAGAAUUUCAACAAAAACAAACAGAGUUUAUGACAUCACUGAAAGAAAGUGCUUUUGCAGCAACUUUUGCUAUAAAGCAUCCAAAUAUUUUGAAGCUCAGAUUUCCCAAAGUCCAGUAUGGAUGCGAGAAGAAGAAAAACCACCAGACAUAGAGCUGCUGAAGAAGGGACAGAGUGGACAGUCUGGAGAAGAGGUGAAAAUACGUGAUGAAGUAAUUAAAGCAUCUGACAUUGAAAAUCUCAGGAUAUCUUCAAAUCCAUGUGAAUCUACUUCUCAAGACAAAGCCAGUGACAGCAGUAGUGAUACUGAACAAGAAUUUGUUUCUUCUGUCCUACCAGGAAGUCAGUCAAGUUCAGCCAGUUUUGCACAGCAUUUGCACAGAAACAGCAUCCUCAAAAAGAAGCCCGCUCAGAAAGUCUUUUCCAGCCCUAAAACUGAAGACUCAAAUGUGGUAGAAGCCACUGAGCGACUAUCUAAUUGUAAAUUAGAUGCUCAGGAAGAAAAGCAUGCCUGCUCUGAUCAUAGUGAAGUAACUGCAACACCUUCAACAAGUGCUGCUCCAGGGAAACCAAGUGCUUCAGCAGACUGUGAAAAUACCUGUGGUUCACAGAUAGUUUAUCUAGGUGUAAGCAAAAGAGGGGCAGAACAUCUUAAAAGAACACUAGCUACCUCAAAAGAACAUAGAGCACCUGAUCUGAGGCAUCCAGUUAAUUCCAAGGGCAGUUUAUUACAAGUGCUUAAGCAAACACUUACAGAAUGGAGAACUGAGGAAACUUUAAAAUUUCUCUAUGGCCCAAACUACACUUCUUUGUGUUCUUCAAAGAGUGUAGUAUCUGCCAAUCAGGAGAAUGAAGAACUUGAUGAGGAUGACUUAGAUACAGCUGAGGAUCUUAACACUGGCACUGUAGGGGAGUCUGAAAACAGUUUGAACUAUUCUUUACCUUUCACAGGCCCGGGUGGAAUAGUUAAGCCAGUGCCUAGUUAUGAAAAGUUAAAAGAAGAAACAGAGUUCCUAGAACUCCGAGUAAAAGAGUUCUAUAAAGGAAAGUGCAUCUUGGCUGAAGAGGCGGUGACAAGUGCACAAGCAGAGGAACGUCCAAGCAAAGAUGAAGAUGAUCAACAGGAAGAUCUCGCCUUCCCACUUGUUGAUUCAAAUGCACAAAUGCAGAUUAGAAAGAGAAUUGUCCUUGAAAAACUGAGAAAAGCACUGCCUGCAGUUUUGGGCCCUCUUCAGAUUCCUCCAGGUGAUGUUUACACAGAGCUAAAACAUCUUGUCAAAACUUUCCGGUUAACAAACAGAAACAUUAUUCACAAAAUGCCUGAAUGGACUCUAAUUGCUAUUGUUUUGUUAUCUGUAUUGUCACAAACUACUCCACUUUUCAAGAGUACUGAGACGAGCCCAAUGCACUCCCAGUUCCUGACUACGUUGCUGGAAGAACUGCAUUUCACAAAUGAAGAUCUGGAAAGUUUAACAAGAAUCUUUCUAAAGGACUGUCUGCUUCAAUGAAUAAGGUGAUCAUCUUAACAUCUCCUGCUACCUGAAAUAGUGGCACAGAGAACAGAAAAACACCUUCAAUUGUUGGACCUUCUUUCUUUUAAAAGAAAGAUGAAAUUUACUCUUUAAUUGUACUUCUUGCACUUCUGAUUUUUCAUUUCCUUCCUAUGAAUAAGAAUUCUCAAGUCUUGUGGAGAAGCAACCUGUAACAGCAGUUGUUUAGGGGUAUGCAUGAAGACUACUUAAAAUGUAGAUCUGAAAACCGUCGACUUAAAAGCAGUAGAAAGGAAUUUGGAUUGGUUCGUAUUUUACUUGCCUUGGAAAUCUUCAGCCAAAAUUUGUCUACAGGAACUGGGGAAAGAAAGGAAAGAAAAAACAAAGCAAACAGAUUAGCCUGGAGUGUUAGGAAUACUGCUGCUGCCAUUUUUCCAGUUAAUCCAAUGCUUGGAGCAGUAAUCUUUAAGAACAAUGACAAGAGUACAUGAAGAUGUCUGAUAUAUAGCCUGUUUAUCUUGCUGCUUAUAAGAAAAGGGGUGGUCUUUGAACUUGUGUAAAAGUUAAACAGCUUCUAAUUGUUACUAAUUUGGACUUUAAAAUAUAUUUUAAUAACUAAAAACUUUA
Strigops habroptila (Kakapo) is the source of this 2482-nucleotide messenger RNA. RefSeq names its product RNA polymerase II associated protein 2 (gene RPAP2). Bases 29 to 1873 code for a protein of 614 amino acids. Gene Ontology annotation, cellular component: cytoplasm; nucleus. The transcript is spliced from 13 exons. Lineage: Eukaryota; Metazoa; Chordata; Aves; Psittaciformes; Psittacidae. Gene Ontology annotation, molecular function: RNA polymerase II CTD heptapeptide repeat phosphatase activity; RNA polymerase core enzyme binding. The record is from RefSeq and is a predicted model, not a curated record.